AUGGUAAAAUUUGAUGAAUCUCUAGAUGUUGAUUCUAAUGAAGUUAGUUCAACUGAUAGUCAUACAUCUGAUGAUGAGAAUUCCAGCUAUUCGGCAUCCAGUGGGCAUGAUAGGUCAGAUGAUGGCGAUGAUCAUGGUGACCACCAUGAUGAUGGUGAAAGAGCGGUACGUAUUAAUUCUAUGACUGCUGAUGAAAUUCGUGGUAUGGAUUUUGGUAGUGUUGACGAAGCUUAUGAAUUUUAUUAUCAAUACGGUAAAUGUAAAGGUUUUUCCGUUAGGAAAAGUGAUGAUAAGAAAAAAAUAGGGCCUGAUGGUAGUAAAAUAAUAACAAACAAGCUUUUUGUAUGCAGUAGACAAGGUUUACGAGAUAAGAGACACAUAUCUAGGUUAGAUAGGAAAAGAGAGCACCGACGUUUGACACGUACGAAAUGCACGGCUAGGUUUCGUGUGACAUACAAAGCCGAUAAGGGUAGAUUUGUAGUGUCUGUGUUUGAAGAGACUCAUAACCAUGAAUUAACAUCAGCUAGGUUUGUGCACUUACACCCGGUUUAUCGUAAGAUUAGCGAAGCAGAUAGAGCUCAGGUUGAUGGUAUGCAGUCACGUGGAAUUAGAACUUGUCAUAUUAUGGGGUACAUGGUUGCUCAGAAGGGUGGAUAUGGUGGUGUUGGGUUUACGAAGAAAGAUCUUUAUAAUUAUUUUGAUAAAAAAAUGCGUGAUAUUGUUAAAGAUGGUGAUGUUGCCGCAUCGCUACAUUAUCUUAAUGCAAAGUCAGCUACUGAUCCCAUGCUCUAUGCUGAAUAUGCUGCUGACACUAGCAAUGGACGGAUGAAGUCUCUUUUUUGGGCUGAUGGGACUAGUAGAUCUGACUACUUCUGUUUUGGAGAUGUGGUUGCAUUUGACACAACAUACAAGAGGAACAAAUACAACCUCCCGCUGGUUAUAUUUUCAGGUUGUAACCACCAUUCCCAAACAAUAAUUUUUGGCGCUGCGUUGGUAUCAGAUGAAACCACGGAGACGUAUAAGUGGGUGUUGAAUUGUUUUUUGGAGUGUAUGGAAAAUAAACGCCCAAAAGCUGUGGUGACAGAUGGAGAUGGGGCUAUGAGAGAGGCUAUAAAAGAGGUUUUCCCCGAUUCGACUCAUCGGUUAUGUGCCUGGCAUUUGAAUAAGAAUGCAGGUGAGAAUGUGAAGAAUUCAGGUUUUCUGAAGGGAUUUAAAAAAGCCAUGUUCUCAAAUUUUUCAAAGGAUGAUUUUGAAGAGUAUUGGUCAGAGAUGAUUAAAGAAAAUGGAGUUGAAGGACAUCCGUGGGUUAUCAAAACCUACGAGAACAAGUUACUAUGGGCAACUGCAUACCUGCGGGAUAAGUUUUUUGGACGUAUAAGAACUACGUCCCAAUGUGAAGCAAUCAAUGCAAUAAUAAAAAGUUAUGUCAGAAAGAAAGGAUGCAUCUUUGAAUUUAUGCAAAAUUUUGAGCAGGCUCUAAGAGGCUACAGAAACAAUGAACUUGUUGAAGAUUUUAAGUCAAAGUUUUCAGAACCUGUGUUGACAACUCAACUACGUUUGAUUGAGAGCAAUGCCGCUAAAAUCUAUACAGCGGAGAUUUUCAAAGAAGUGAAAGAAGAAAUUAUGAAGGCCGGUGAAUUGAUUGUUAAGCAUAAAAAGGAAAUUGGAGAUACAAAGUUUUAUACUUUGACUAAAUAUUGUCGGGAUGCGUAUGAAAGAACAGUUGUUUACGAUGGUGAUACAUUCCAAUGUUCGUGCAGGUUGUUUGAUUCUCGUGGACUUCCUUGUUCUCAUAUUUUUCAUGUGAUGAAGGAAGAACAUGUUGAUCACAUUCCUAGCACUUUGGUAUUGUCGCGAUGGACCAAGGAUGCUAAAAUUGAUUAUUUGAACAUGGUGGAUGUUAAUGAUCCAGUUGAUUCCGAUGUGAUUGAGCUUGCCCGUUUUGGUGCAUAUUGUUCUGUUCUGACAUCAUUUUGCAAAGAAGCUUCUAAAAAGAAUGAGUAA
Molecule: messenger RNA, 2004 nt
Organism: Trifolium pratense (red clover)
Lineage: Eukaryota; Viridiplantae; Streptophyta; Magnoliopsida; Fabales; Fabaceae
Product: protein FAR1-RELATED SEQUENCE 5-like
Exons: 3
Coding region: 1-2004 (667 amino acids)
Molecular function (GO): zinc ion binding
Source: RefSeq, a predicted model, not a curated record